This is a messenger RNA of Coprinopsis cinerea okayama7#130, 1260 nucleotides long. RefSeq lists its product as hypothetical. Lineage: Eukaryota; Fungi; Basidiomycota; Agaricomycetes; Agaricales; Psathyrellaceae. The record is from RefSeq and is a predicted model, not a curated record. Gene Ontology annotation, cellular component: nucleus. The transcript has 4 exons. Bases 1 to 1260 code for a protein of 419 amino acids.
AUGAGCGCGAUCCACGGGUUCAUAAAGAUGAUCAAGACUAGAUUCGGCGAGACCCUCCCACAGGCACCCAAUAUCCUCAUCAUCACCCCCUUCGAAACAGCCCAACGGCGCGUCCGACACAUCUCCGACUACGCCACCUACACCCGCCUGCACGCCACGCUUCCCGCCGCCAUCCUCGCCGCGCUCAAAGCCCGCAUAAAGGCUGGCGAACCCAGGGUCGUCAAGGACCUCUGGGAGAAGCGGGAGAAGACCUUCUUAGCCAUCGACUUUGAGGUUAAUGAGAGGAACGAGAAGACCGUUUUGGAGUUUGGGUAUGCUGCUGUGCGGUGUGGGCAUUUGGAUGCUCUCAUUAGCCCGGAAUCAGAAACGUCGGCGAAUACCCUGGUGCUAGUUGGUCAUGGGUUGCAACCGCACCUUGCGAGGUUGGAGGAUAUGAAGAUUCGUUUACCUGCCAACCUCCUAAUUCUGGACACGAUGGUCCUCGAGAAGUCGCUCUACGCGGCUGGGAUGAGGAGUCCCAUGAUGGAUCCUUCGACGGGUCAGCUACGCGCGCAUGGGACGAGUUUGUCACUCGACAAGCUCCUCAUCUCGUUCACACUACCCAACCUCCCCACCUCUUCCGACAACUCGGGUCAAGGCCGCGAUAGUAAUGCCAACGGGCAACAAAGCCACGGCAAAGGCUCAGGCUCGAGUUCGAGUCGGGACAAGGACCGGGAGAAGGAAUCCCUACCCGUGCAAGUACCCAUCGUCCUCCCGCAAUGCACGCUGCAUAACGCGGGCAACGACGCGUUUAUGACGCUUUAUGCGCUGCAGAAGCUUAUGGAGCCUGGUACGACGCGUGUGCCGACGGCGCAGAAGGUGCAUUAUAAUAGGGGGAUGGGAAUGGGGAUGGUCGGAGGGGCGGGGUGGGCUGUGCAGAUGGGGAUGGGAGGGAUGCCGGGGAUGGGUGGUGUGCCGGUUGGGAUGGGCGGGAUGGGGAUGCCUAUGUCCCCGCAUGGGAUGGUGCCGGCUUUGAUGGUCCCGUCGCCCUCGAUGAAUUCGUUUGGGGGAGGGGUGCCGUUCCCGUAUGGGAGUAUGCCCAAUAUGAGUGGGAAUGGGUUUGGAGGAGGAACAGGACAAAGUCAGUCGUUGGGUGUUAAGCAUCUUGGGGGGAGGGAGCGUGCUCGGUCGAGUUAUACGCUUGCGGACGAGUUUGGAGCUAUGAGCUUAGGUGCUGGCGGAUCGGGAGCUGGGCGUGAGAGGAAGGUUAGUGGGGUGUAG